Molecule: messenger RNA, 1182 nt
Organism: Polyodon spathula (Mississippi paddlefish)
Lineage: Eukaryota; Metazoa; Chordata; Actinopteri; Acipenseriformes; Polyodontidae
Product: mitochondrial import inner membrane translocase subunit Tim8 A
Exons: 2
Coding region: 187-459 (90 amino acids)
Source: RefSeq, a predicted model, not a curated record
CUUUCCGUUUCCUGUGAACUGGGAGCCCAGACAAGUGAAGGUCAGGAACUGCGGUUUGGUAAUCGGCACGUUUUUUUUUUUUCGUUUUUUUUUUUUUUUUUUUUUUUUUUAAGGAACCGGCUUGACUUGACGCUUUCUCGUAAAAAAAAUAAUAAAUAAAUAAAAAGAAAGACGCCACAUGCGCGGAUGGACACGCAAGGAGUGACUGCAGACCCUCAACUCCAGCAGUUUAUCGAGGUGGAGUCCCAGAAAGAGAGGUUUCAGCAACUCGUGCACCAAAUGACAGACGUCUGUUGGGAGAAGUGUAUGGACAAACCUGGACCCAAGCUGGACUCCCGGACAGAGACGUGCUUCGUAAACUGUGUGGAGCGGUUCAUUGACACAAGCCAGUUCAUUCUGAACCGACUGGAGCAGACGCAGAGGGGCAGGGGGUCUUUAUCGGAGAGCAUGUCUGAUUAAGAUACCUGCCCCGCAGCAUGGGCAUAGACAUUCCCUAACACUUCAGCCAGGCUGCAGUAUGCAUGUGGGAGGCACAGACCUUUAUCAAGUGGACAUUUGAUGAUUAAAGAAGAAGGUUUUGCCACCUUGUGCCUCAACAUAACGUUACCAUUAUGCUACAGGGGUGAUUUUAUCUUGUCCCUAUCCCCACCCAAGCUGAUUCUAAGGGAUGUCGAUAUGCAAGAUAUGCAAGAUUUCAGUGUCUGUUCAAAAUGUCAGAGUUGUCGUUUUUGGAAAAUGUUUGGGGGUCACAUUGAGGUUGAACCCUUUUAGUGAGAAAUCUAUAGAAGUCAAAGCUUGCCUGUAUAUUAGAGCUUUGGUUUACUUUCAUCAUGUAUAAUUUGUUCAUGUAUUUAUUCCUUGGGGAGAAUUAGCAUUAACCUAUGGAAAGAUCAUUUGCUUAUAACACCAAGAAUAACACAGUGUAAUAACACUAUCUUCCUGGAUGAAGACACUAGCUUCCUGAAUAACUUAUUGAUGUGAAAUCAUUGAUUUUAAAGUUAUGUUGGGUUACCAGCGCUGUACUUCCACAAAAUGAUUCCAGUGCCUGGUUAUUGACUAAGACAUGCUUGCAGAUUUGAUCAUGGCCUUCCCCCAAACUGAAUGGACAAAGUUUGUUUUAUUUGUUUUCAUAAAAUUAGGAACUGCUGUGAUUCAAAUUGAAAAUACAGAAAACUGAACUAA